Messenger RNA from Nanorana parkeri, 3515 nucleotides. RefSeq names its product sperm specific antigen 2 (gene ITPRID2). The record is from RefSeq and is a predicted model, not a curated record. Lineage: Eukaryota; Metazoa; Chordata; Amphibia; Anura; Dicroglossidae. Gene Ontology annotation, molecular function: signaling receptor binding. The transcript is spliced from 16 exons. The coding region runs from base 105 to 3515 and encodes 1136 amino acids.
GACAUAUACCCAAUGAAAAGAUUGCUAUAUGGCUGAAGGACUGCAGAACGCCGCUGGGAGCGUCCCUGGAUGAACAGACCAAUCCAGCAGGCUUUCCGAAGGGAAUGAUUUUAAAAAAUGGCUGCAGUUUUGAAGAUGACUUGUCUCUCGGGGCUGAAGCAAAUCAUCUCCAUGAAAGAAACUUGCCAAUGGAGCACCCAUUCGGAAUGCUGGCAAAAGACCGUAGAUUUCAGUUUCAUCAGAAAGGGAGAAGCAUGAACUCUACGGGAUCUGGGAAAAGCAGUGCAACUGUAUCAAGCGUAUCCGAGUUGCUAGACCUCUAUGAGGAAGACCCUGAGGAAAUUCUUUAUAAUCUGGGGUUUGGUAGAGAUGAGCCAGACAUUGCUUCUAAAAUACCAUCAAGGUUUUUCAACAACUCCUCCUUCGCCAAUGGGAUCGAUAUCAAAGUGUUUUUAAAUGCUCAGAUGCAGCGUCUGGAGGUGGAGAAUCCAAAUUAUGCCUUAACAAGUCGUUUUCGUCAGAUUAAAGUUCUCACAGAUGUUGCAAACGCAUUUUCGUCAUUAUAUUCUCAAGUUUCUGGAACUCCGCUCCAACGAAUAGGCAGCUCCAAAUCUCUAACAACAUCUACUACUGUGGAACCCACCAAACCAGCACCUCUUACUAGGGCUUCCAGCCAGACUGCCGCUAGACUAAUGGAGACUUUAUCAAAACUUAAUUUAUGUCGAGCAGCAGGGGAUGCCAAUUCUGUCCAGUCUCCAGAUGACGGAGGGCAGUUAUCGAAGAAUAAUGAAGAGGAAGGAAGUAAAAAUGAGCUGAAGGCACAGAAGCUGUUCAAAAAGAAUUUGUCACCUCUUGCUACAGUUAAAGAGGAAGCCUCAUCUUUACUUGCAACAGAUUUGAAUGGUCAUGAUAUUUCUACCCGUCCAAAAGAAAAUGGUGUUGACGUGGACCCUUUGCGUGAACCCAACAGCAUUAAACCGCAAGAAACCUCCAUGAACUCAGUUGAGUAUAUGUCUUCACAAAUCGCAGAUUCUGGGUUUAAAGAUUUGAGUGUAUCCACUGAUCAGGAUUGUGAGAAUUACCUAACAGAAAAAAAUCCACAGACAUCCACCCCAGACAAGGAACUAUUUGCCCCAAAUCCUUCAAUUGCAAGUCUUCUAACGCAGGCAAAGGAGUCUUUUGAAUUAGAAGAGUUGCAGAGCACUGAGGAGGAGCCUUCCCAAGUUCCACCCAUAAGACAGUUGGCCUUGGAAAAAAGCAAAGAUAAUCUGCUGAGAACUGCAAGCCAGCAUUCUGACAGCAGUGGCUUUGCUGAAGACACAUCGGGUGACUGCCUAACAAAUUCCCUUCCGGUUCAAGACUCUUUGCAAGCAAUGGGAAGUAGUGCUGACAGCUGUGAUAGUGAAACAACAGUAACUUCUGUAGGAGAGGACCUAAGAACCCCACUUGCAAUUGAUCAGAGCGAAUCCAUUGACUUAGAUGAUGAUGAGUUUCUAACUCCUGUUGAACGAAAAUCAUUUUUUGAGGAUAACGAAAUAAAAGAGCACAUCCUAAAGGCCAGUACACUAGGCUUAAGUCAACAUGAGGUGUGCGAAACCAGCGGGGACCUCAGCGCUGCUGUGGAUAAUGCUCAGGACGUAAGUGAGGAGGAUUCUGAAUUACAGCAGGACUGUACAGAAGAUGGUGAGUUGGAAACACAAAGUGAUUAUGCAGCUAUCUCUUACACCACUCACCAUAUAUCGGAAACAUUGGACAGUUUUUCAGACUAUGAUGGCUAUUCUGGUUUUAGUAGAACUGAUUCAAAUUCUGUGGAUCGUGUUAAUACUGCGCUACAGAGGGCUCAAAAGAAACUGUUUGGAUCUACUGAGACUGUGGGGACAAGGACUGGGCGUAGCACAGUGUCUUCAAAGGACCUGCUGAAACGGAGGCACAAGUUCUCAACCUCUGGAUACCCAUUAAGGAGGACUCAGUCUUUGCCUUCUGCAAUUUUAAAUCCUGUAAAAGUGGUAUCCAAAGUCAACAUUGUCUUGAAUUCUGGCAAAGCAACUGUGUGUAGCCCCCCAUCAUUUUCCUACAAGUAUACCCCAGAGGAAGACGAAUCUUUGGAGCAAAUAGAUGAAGUAGACACUACUAAAUCCAUGGCAUACACGUUCCCGGUGUCGGAUACCAAGGAGGCCCAAAAAAGUAACCAGGGUCAAGUGUCAGAAGAUCAACUUAACAGAUCACAUUCUUGCACAAUACAUACCCCAUCACAUAGAUCUCAUUCCUCCUGCUCUCUCCAUUCCCUACAAUCUGACUGGCAUGAGCGACCGCUAUGUGAACAUUCAAGAGCAUGGAGCACACAUAGCGUUCCUAACUUUUCUGGUGCUACAUGCGGUUCAGUAAUGUCCCCAUUUUCCUGUUCACUUAAUCAAAGGUUUGGAUAUGGAUCACUUCACAGAUCCUGCUCCGGUUGUGCUUUGCCUAUAAGCUCUCCUCCUUCCACUACUGAAAUGCAGCUACGUCGGGUGCUACAUGACAUCAGGAGUUCACUACAGAAUCUUUCACAGCACCCAGUAAUGCGGGGGAAUGACAUGGCUGCAGCUGGCAUCUUUAACACCCAGAGGUCAUCCAUCUUAUCGCUUUAUGAAAAUACUUUCCAGGAACUUCAGAUAAUGAGAAGAAGUUUAAAUCUCUUUCGCACACAAAUGAUGGAUUUGGAGUUGAAUAUGUUACGGCAGCAGACUAUGGUUUAUCAUCAUUUGUCUGAAGAUGAGAGGUAUGAGGCAGAUCAGCUGCAGGGACUGAGGAAUUCUGUGCGAAUGGAACUGCAGGAGUUAGAACUUCAGCUGGAUGAGCGAUUGCUGACUCUUGAGGAGCAACUCCGCAAUUACCACAUCUCCUCACCUUUCCAGCGACAGGUGGCUAUGGGUAUGUAUGGAGGAAGAGGAAGUACUGACAGUCUGGUGUUCACCCCUUCUUUGAAUGUCAUGGAACCAGUGACAGAGUUGAUUCGAGAACAGUCACACCUAAAGUCAGAGUUGGGUCUUGAAGACAGUAGAUUGGAACAUGGAGCUGACCGGUGUGAUUCUGUCUCAUCUCAAGCAGCCUCUGACUCAUCUUCCGUUUGCUCCAGUCCGCUAUAUAGAAACAGGAAAGGUCCACUAAACACUUCUGACAUUGUUGAUAAGCCAAAAGCUCAAACCUCUCCGAGCAAAUCUGUAUACCGUGCUUCUGUUGCUCUAACACCGAGCCCUCCAGUAAGAGCCAAUCAGAAUACUACAACAGAAUCUCGAGAAGAACCUGGAACCUUUAAGUUGGAUUCAGCAGAGAAGUCAGAGUUGGAAACUGUGACACCUGUAUCUGAGGGGGGAACACGCUGGAAUCCUGAAGAAAGCAGAGAAUUGCAACAAGUAAUUAAAGAGAUCAAAGAAUCUAUUGUUGGGGACAUCAGACGAGAGAUCGUAAGUGGACUUCUAGCAGCAGUAUCUUCUCCUAUUCGCUCAUUGGAUGGAAAAACAGAUGGGAGAAUUUAA